GUGCCUGUGGGCAAGAGAGAGAGACAGAGAGAGAGAGGCAACCUGCCAAGCUGCAUGCUUUUCUUGGCCUCACGCUUGUUCCAUGUUCGAGCACACAUUGCACGCAGCCGCAGCCCUCUCCUCCUCUCCUCUUCUCCCAACAAAGACCUCGCCUCGCCUCGGCUCACCUGAGUAGCCAAGUACCUGGCCGUAGCAAUGGAUCCACCCUUCUUCUUCCUCCUAUUGCUGCUGCUGCUGCUGCUGUCCUCCCCUUCGGCCGCCCUCCUCUCCGCCAAGGGCGUCAACACCGAAGUGCAAGCUCUGAUUGUGAUCAAGAACCUGCUCAGGGAUCCCCAUGGCGUGCUCAAGAGCUGGGACCAGAACUCCGUCGAUCCCUGCAGCUGGGCCAUGAUCACCUGCUCGCCGGAGUCCCUCGUCACCGGCCUGGAAGCUCCAAGCCAGCAUCUUUCUGGCCUGCUCGCCCCAAGCAUCGGCAACCUGACCAAUCUUGAGACUGUUCUCCUGCAGAACAACAACAUAACUGGGCCAAUCCCGGCAGAGAUCGGCAGGCUGGCAAGCCUCAAGACUCUUGACCUCUCCAGCAACCAAUUCUAUGGCGAAAUCCCCAACUCUGUGGGCCACCUCGAGAGCCUCCAGUACUUGAGGCUCAACAACAACACCCUGUCUGGCCCAUUCCCUUCUGCAUCAGCUAACCUGUCACACCUUGUUUUCCUAGAUUUGUCGUAUAACAACCUGAGUGGCCCGAUUCCGGGAUCAUUGGCAAGAACAUACAACAUAGUGGGGAAUCCCCUCAUCUGCGACGCCAACCGGGAGCAAGACUGCUACGGGACAGCGCCGAUGCCAAUCUCCUACAGCCUGAACGGCUCGCAGGCCGGCGCUCUGCCGCCGGCGAGAACGAAGGGCCGCAAGUUCGCCGUCGCGUUCGGCUCCACGGCCGGCGUCAUGGGCUUCCUCCUCCUCGCCGCCGGGUUCCUGUUCUGGUGGCGCCACCGCCGCAACCGCCAGAUCCUCUUCGACGUCGACGACCAGCACCUGGAGAACGUCAACCUUGGGAACGUGAAGAGGUUCCAUUUCAGGGAGCUGCAGGCGGCGACGGACAGCUUCAGCAGCAAGAACAUCCUGGGCAAGGGCGGGUUCGGCAACGUGUACAGGGGGCAGCUCCCCGACGGGACGCGGGUCGCCGUGAAGCGGCUCAAGGACGGCAACGCCGCCGGCGGCGAGGCGCAGUUCCAGACGGAGGUGGAGAUGAUCAGCCUGGCGCUCCACCGCAACCUCCUCCGCCUCUACGGUUUCUGCAUGACCGCCACCGAGCGCCUCCUCGUCUACCCCUACAUGUCCAACGGCAGCGUCGCGUCCAGGCUGAAAGCGAAGCCGGCGCUGGAGUGGGCGACGAGGAAGAGGAUCGCGGUGGGGGCGGCGAGGGGGCUGCUGUACCUGCACGAGCAGUGCGACCCGAAGAUCAUCCACAGGGACGUGAAGGCGGCGAACGUGCUGCUGGACGACGGCUGCGAGGCCGUCGUCGGCGACUUCGGGCUGGCCAAGCUGCUGGACCACCGGGAGUCGCACGUGACGACGGCGGUGCGGGGCACCGUCGGCCACAUCGCGCCGGAGUACCUGUCGACGGGGCAGUCGUCGGACAAGACCGACGUGUUCGGCUUCGGCAUCCUGCUGCUGGAGCUCGUCACCGGCCAGACCGCGCUCGAGUUCGGCAAGUCCUCCAACACCAAGGGCGCCAUGCUUGACUGGGUGAAGAAGAUGCACGAGGAGAAGAAGCUGGAGGUGCUGGUGGACAAGGGGCUCCGGCGCGGCUACGACCAGGUGGAGCUGGAGGAGAUGGUGCAGGUGGCGCUGCUCUGCACCCAGUACCUCCCCGCCCACCGCCCCCGCAUGUCCGACGUCGUCCGCAUGCUCGAGGGCGACGGCCUUGCCGACCGCUGGGAGGCCUCUCACUCGCACUCGCUGCCCGACCACAGGUCCUCCUCGUCUUCCUCCUCGCUCCACCCGCCGCCGCCGCCGCCGCCGGACUUCGCCGCCUCCUCCUUCGGCCGCUGCUUCUCCGACCUCACCGACGACUCCUCCCUGCUCGUCCAGGCCGUCGAGCUCUCCGGUCCCAGAUGACACCACGUCCGCCAUGUCACACUGGCCCCCGCCGCCGCCGAUGAGGACGGCGCACGCUAGCAUGCAGAUGCAGAUGCAGCAGCGAAGCUACUAUGGCUUCUUGUACAGCAUGGGAGCAGGUAGCUAAUCCAUAUACUUAUACUGAGGUAAUUACUAAUUAAUCAGUGAUGUGUGUAUCAUCUUAGAUGAACUGUAAAAAAAAAGAAGACCAGGGCAAGCCUUAUUGUGCUUGAUGUUAAUAGUAGUAGUGUUAUUAGUAUAGGUUCAAUUAAUAGUUGAGAGAACAUACGACUGAUUGUAAGUAAGAGGUAACAAGCUUCGAUCUCUUGAAGCUUUUAAGGUUUUCUUUUUUCUCUUGCAGGUUUGUUUGAUAAAAUUUGUUCGUCAUUUCUUCUGCAAACAUGACAGAUUACAACCUUAGGGGUAACAUAGAUGACUUGGAGUAACAUAUACUACCUCCGUUUUAUA
This is a messenger RNA of Oryza brachyantha (malo sina), 2586 nucleotides long. RefSeq names its product LRR receptor kinase SERL2. The record is from RefSeq and is a predicted model, not a curated record. The transcript is spliced from 10 exons. Gene Ontology annotation, biological process: protein phosphorylation. Gene Ontology annotation, molecular function: ATP binding; protein kinase activity; protein binding. Lineage: Eukaryota; Viridiplantae; Streptophyta; Magnoliopsida; Poales; Poaceae. The coding region runs from base 196 to 2118 and encodes 640 amino acids.